Molecule: messenger RNA, 6295 nt
Organism: Ahaetulla prasina
Lineage: Eukaryota; Metazoa; Chordata; Lepidosauria; Squamata; Colubridae
Gene: MARCHF10
Product: membrane associated ring-CH-type finger 10
Exons: 13
Coding region: 680-3079 (799 amino acids)
Molecular function (GO): zinc ion binding
Source: RefSeq, a predicted model, not a curated record
CGCGCAGGCACGGUUGCGCACGCGUCACGCGUUUGCCAAGUCAGACUGUAUGUCCUACGAAGGGUGGCGCGCUUCUCUCUCUCUCUCUCUCUCUCUCUUUUAAGAAGGAGGGGGAGUUGUAGCCCGCACACAGGUGGUGGGUUGGGCUAGCACCGACAACGUUUCUUCCUCCCCACUUCACGUUCUACCCGUGAACAACAGGGGGCGCGCGGGGGAGCUUCCAGAGCUGGCUCUGCUUCUUUCACACGUUUCCCCCUGUUCGCGGCACGCCCCUCUCUCUCUCUCUCUCUCUCUCAAGGUUUGGGUUUCUGCGGGUUUGGAAGAAGAGUUAUAAAAACCGAAUUUCCACAAGGAAAGGGAAAAGAUAACUAUUAAUAGCAAGGUUUCAUGCUAUGAAGUAUAAAUGAAGGUUCAUUAUCAUGACAUACAACAAUUCUCAACAAAGAAAGUCAACCACAAAGAAUGAAGCUAUUGUGUUUUGCCUCCCGUUACUGAAAUCCUUGGACUGCUUGACAAUUUACGAUAGUCAAAGUGUUAAGGAUCAGAAACUUUGCAACAUUAAGAGAUUAACAACAAGUGACAAGCCUGCCUCUAGAGGAUCAAUUCUGCACAACAGAGCACAGCAAUGAGAGGGCAACAAAAACUGCAGUGAUCCUGAACGUUUUCCUGAAGUAUUGCCAUGUAUGAAGCAAAGGAAAGACAGAAGUUUAUCAGUGAUGCUCAGUACCUAAGAGAGAUGCAGCACAAGAUGGAUUCAGAGUAUCAGGCUUGCCUGAGAAAACAAGAGCACAUUAAAGACCAGUCUGAUAAAAAACGAGAACAAAGCAGACAAGAACUGAGGCAGAGAAGUUUAUCUUCUAUCUCUCCAGUGCGUAGAUAUGAAAGGCCAUGGAUUUCAAGACUUCCUGUUAAUAGACAGACCCCAUCUGAUGAAAUUUCUGGAAGUGAUCCAAAAUCCAAUGUAAAAUCUCAUGGGAAUAAAUCAGAAGCUAAAUUUCCUGCCAUUGACAAAACAUCUGUUAAACAGAAGCAAAAAUCAAGCUCAAGUAUGAAAAAAAAUGAAAAAAGUGGGUCUGGCCCCAAGAAAGAUUUGCAAGGUUUCCCAAAGCCAAUUUUAUCAAGAAGACAACAAAUGAACCAGAGAAAUGUUCUGGAAAAUCCAGACUCUGAAACUUUUAGAAAAGCAGAAGGAAAAGGAAGGAAAACGCCAAUGCUCCAGGGUAUAGCAAAGAUUACUAGAGGAUCUGAACCACAAAAUAUCACAGGACAAAAAAAUGGUCCUAUUCAGAAGACAAAGAAAAAACCACAAGAAAAAAAGAACAUAUUCCAGUCCUCUAAAUUAAACAUAAGUAGUAAAAACCUAGACCAGGAUCUUAAGAAAGGAAAUAUUCUUACAGUAGCACAGCAGCCCUUGGCUAAUGCAGUGGAUUCUUCUGUUCAGACUGCUAAUAAUUCUUCUUUAUCAAAUGAAUCAAGUAAUUCAAAUCUUCCACCCAUUAGAAACACCCUUAUGAAGUCCAAAGAAGAUGAUUUUUACACAACACUAUGCUCAAAUGUGGAAGCAUCUGUUGGAAUAAAUGAAGGCACCAAAAACGAUAACUUAGAACAAGAACUUAUUUCAGUUGAUCUUAACAAACCUCCUCUUCUUGAUCAAAGUAGGGGUAGUACGAUAUCUUUAACACAAGUGGAACAACAUAAUUGUGAAACUGGAGUUGGGAGUGAUGGAAAUAGGGCUGAAUUUUCCCAUAGAUUUUUACGACAUGAUGUAAUAGUGGACUCGGCUAUUGAACCACAUUCAUUAGGACAAAGAAAAGUAAGAGAUCAAAAAAAAUCUUAUUCUCUUGAAGAAAACCUUUUGGAAGAGGCUCAUAAAAAUGAAAGUGAACAUUUGGAAUUUAAUACAAAAAUCCCACAAGGAGGAAAUGCAGCAGCUGUUGAGGCUCCUGCUAACUUAAAUACUCCUGAAGACUGGCAAGGGAGCAAUGUGUAUGGCACAGAAAGACAGAGUUUUGAGAGCAAUCAAAGAUGUUAUGCUGGUUUUAUUUCUGCUAGAUCAACAGUGCAAAGGCCUUCUAUGCGUUCUACACUAAAUAUCCCAGGCACCUUAAUACAAACUGCAAACAGAAGUGACAUGGCAGGCAGUGUGGAUGUUGCAACGGGUCCUGUGCAAAUCACAGAACUGAAUGGAAACCCAAGACUAACUGCUCGCAGACAACUAUCUCCCAUAAGAAUCAGGGAUUCCUUUUCAGGUGCUGAAAGUUGCCAAUCUUCGUCACCCACAGUCAGCCACUUUGAUGAUAGCAAUCUGCUUGAGGACAGUAUAAGCAAUGGUCUAAGUAGCAUAUCUCCAAGCAUUGCUUCUCAUGAUGAAGAUAACUUUCUGAAUUCCCACAGUUCCUCGUCAUCCACAGAUUCUUCUCCUCCAUCUCUUUUCCAGACAAACUUCACAGCACAUCUUCACAUGACUGGUCCUUUACCGGAUCAAGUUCCAAUUUUCCUGACAGUAUCUGAUUUGCGAAAUCAAAGCAACUAUAUAAGCAAUACUACUUCUUGUAAUUCAAUAAAUCCCAAAGAGAUUAAUAAAGCUGAAACAGACCCUGAGAAGCUAAAAAAGUUGCAAGAGAGUCUCCUGGCAGAAGACCCUGAAGAGGAGGGAGAUCAGUGUCGGAUAUGCCAAAUUGCAGGAGGAUCUGUAACCAAUCCUCUGCUAGAACCUUGUGGAUGUGGAGGAAGUCUUCGAUUUGUCCAUCAGGAAUGUCUAAAGUCAUGGCUAAAGGCUAAAAUAAAGUCAGGUGCUGAGCUUGGUGCAGUGAAAACCUGUGAACUGUGUAAGCAGACUCUCACUGUAGAUCUGGAUGAUUUUAAUGUGAAUGACUACUACAGGAAUCACCAACAGUCUCGGGCCCAGGAUGAGCUGAUGAACUCAGGCCUUUACCUUGUACUGCUGCUUCAUCUAUAUGAGCAAAGGUUUGCAGAACUCAUGAGAUUAAACUACAAUCAAGCCUCCAGAGAUAGGCUCUCAAGGCAACCUAGAACAGAGGAAAACCAAAAUCCAACCAAUUCUGCCAACAGUGGCUAAGAACUGUCAAGCAGGAUCUGAAGAAGUAAUUCCCUUUAGAAAUCUGACAGCACUCUCCUCUACACCCUUCCACUUUCACCCGUUGAUUAACACCAGGCCAAAAUGAAUAUGUGCACCAUUCAUAUUCAGUGUCACCUUUUUAAAUUUAAAGCCUUCUAAGGGUCUAGGGUUGUUUGUGUGGUUCGGUUCUUGUCUUAAGUUGUAUUACUAACUUUUUUCAAUACCAUGGGUUAUUAACAGCAACUUGCAAAAUGAUCUCCUACUGACAAGCUAGCAACUGGUAAUCAACAAUGGCUACAGUUUUGUUUGUGGGUACUUUUUAACUGAAGUUUAACAAUCUUCUUGAUGCUAGGUAUCUGUUUUUCUACCGUUUCUUUAGAAGCCAGUCAGCAUAAUUUUGCUAUGGAUCAGAGGCUUCUUGAAGAUCCAUAAUCAUCUGUAUAUUAAAAUAAAGUUGUAUGCCCCAUCUUAUAAAACAAUCUGUGAGACACAGAUGUAAAUGAAUUGAUGUACUGUUGUAUGAACAUCUUGCCUAUGAUUUGCAUGGCACAAGAACCUAAUAAAAUACACAAUAUUUUGUUCUCUUUCCAAUCACCAAUUUACCCUUUUUGCAGAUUAGGUAGUUUGCUUAGUUAUAUAUAACACCACUGUUAUACUAUCACCCUUUUAGGAAAAGGAUGAAAAUCCAAUAGGUGCUUCUUUUAUCUGUCUAAUUCUAGUAUUUAACAAUUUUUGAUGUAAAUUUUCUUUACCUUGAGAUAAAUACAGAGUUUUCUUUAAACCUCACCUAUUUUAUUUUGCUAUACAUAUUUUAGUAAUGUUUUCCUUGGUGAGGACUGUUUCAUUUCCACAUUUAGUACAGCACAUGUCAUAAGUUGAUUUAAUGUUAUAAUAAUACCAACAACUGUAGCUCAGAUAAUUUGCCUCAGUUGGAGCCCUUAGAAAAUGUCCAUGCGGCCACAAAAAGCUAUAUUUGAAGAACUUAUUAUCUUCUAAACUUAGAGACAGCUUUUGAAAAGUUACAUUGCCAUAAAUUAAAAAUCGAGGAACGUAAUUUAUAAAAAACAGGAAGUAUUUUUGGAGAGUCCCUAUACCCACAGGAGGGAAUCCAAGAAUACCGAUAGCUCUUAAAGUACUUUUGUAGUUCAAACAUACCAUAUUAGUUACAGAUACAUGAAUCCUUGUCAGAGAAACUUCAUUUCUUUGUUACACUGUAUAAACAGUGAAUGCCUUCGGUGAUCAAAACUUUUAAAGCUGUGCUGAAUAGCAAUUUCUUAAAUUCUUUUUUAAUUCACCUUUGUUUGUAUAUGAUAGUAACUAUCAAAACCUUUGCAACUGCAUCCCCAGGAUGAUUUAAAUAAACAUAUCUAAGAUUAAGUCAGCAUAUUUCAUCGAUAUAAUCUAAAGCUUCACUGGCAUUCUGAUUUUCAUAUUGCUUUAGAGUUGAUGCCCUAGUGUUAACUAUUCUGACUAUUCUCCUAAAGGGAGAUCACAUGAGUAGUUUGUGAAUCAACUUUAGAGACUAUUUUUAGUUCUUUAUUUCUAGUAAGUCUCCCUUUAUCUCAUUUCUCUAUAUACUAUAUUUGGACUUAAUUAGCUACCUGUAUAAUUCAAAAGGAGCAAUGCUGCAUAAUAUUAUAGAUGUUUGCAAUUAAACUGGGAUAAAUUGUAAAGUUUGGCUAAGGCUAGAAUUAAAUAGUACUCAUUUUUUAAAAUUCUUCUGCUUCAUACAUUACAUAACACAAAGGACUAUCUAUCUCAUGAUUUUGAGUUCUAACUUGAGUUCCAUUGCAGAGAAAAAAUUAACAAUGCUUAUUUAGGUCAUAUAAAACACAAUCUUCCCAAUAUUAAUCAAAGCAAAGAUCAGCAUUGUAAUACAUCCUGAGAAAAUAAAAUAAAUCACAAAGGGUAAGAACUGUUUCGAUUCUUUGUAACUGUUGAAAUCAUGGGGGGGGAAACAUUUUGCUGAAAAUGAUGGGAAAGUAAGCUUUAUUCAAAAUACUUAUUUAAAAAAAAGGCUAUAGCAAUUUAUUUUAAAAUAUGCCAGUUUAUUUAGCACCUUUUCACAUUAUUCAAAACAAAUAGGAAAUAUUUAAUCUGAAACAUUUUUCCAGUAUAUUCAAAUGCCUCCAUUAAUGGCAGGACACUUCUCCCCUCCUUUAUGGAAUUAAUCAUUUCUAGUUACACUUGAUUUACUCUGAAAGCAAAUAAUAAGCAAGAAUAUAAGAAACAUAAUGGCUACAAUAUAGUCAUUAUGGAGAGAGAAACUGAGGGAAUAGCAGCAGCUUGAAUAGCUGGGAGAAUGAAGAGGCUGAUCUUGAAAAGCUUCCCAUCCUUUCAGCUCUGCUAUUGCACUUACUCCUUGAACACAUGUUAGCUGGCCUGCCUGGCACAAGAGAUGCUUUCAAGACAAUUCCCCUGUUAAACAAAAUUGAACGAGCAUGCCAGUGGUUCCUGGGGAAAGAACCUGUGCUUCUUAUAAAAAAUACCCAUUUCAGUGAACACACAUGGUCAGUUUCCACAAGAUAUUUGCACAGAAAACCAGUCCUAAAUAUUACUGCAAAGUGAUUCUACUUCUUCAGUAAAAUGGCAAAUCUUUUGUGCCCAAUGCUAUAAAUCUUGACCUCUGCUCUAGCAUUAUUAACAUGCAGGAGGACUGCUUGUAUGUCUCAUCAGUGUGUUUCAUCAGUGAGAUGAAAAAAACAUUGCACAUGCUCAAAGGCAACUUGCCCAUCUGAAAAAUAGACUCUGAAAAAUCUAAAUGCUCUAUCUUGAUUUAAAUUAUCCCCUGAGGAGAAAAAUAUUGAGCAAGAUAGCCAAAUAAACAUAUAUAGACACAAAUCAAAAAGUUGUCCAUGAAACAGGCAGUUAUGAAGGGAAAAUAAAGGAAAACGGGAAAGUUAGAUUUGCUUUUGAAACUUCCCUUACUAUUUGUUGGUGUGGAAUGUGUUUGGCUGUCUAAAUGUCAUAAGUAUAGCUUUUUUACAAACACUUAAUAUCCAGCUUAAGUGAAAAAUCUGUUAUCAUAUAAAAUAAAUUCCUUAAGUAUCUAAGUUGUAAAAAUAUUUAUCCCCACUUCAUUGUCACAGUUACCACUCAGAAAUAUUUAAUUAAAAAUGAAAACGUAAAAUAGAAUGGCUCUCACAGGGUCCCUGUUUUAAAUGAGGCUCCUUUUAUUCUUUAUUUCUGUAAAUAUAAUAAUUAUUAUAAUAAAAA